Astrephomene gubernaculifera is the source of this 2116-nucleotide messenger RNA. The record is from the annotation of a GenBank genome assembly. NCBI's taxonomy places the organism in Eukaryota, Viridiplantae, Chlorophyta, Chlorophyceae, Chlamydomonadales, Astrephomenaceae.
GGGAGCGGGUGCGGUCGGUGUGGCGGGGGCGGCUGCUGGGGAUAGACGUGCAUGAGGGCGCCCUCAGCCUGGCUGAACGCCAAGCCCGCAAGGCCGGCGUGUACAGCAUGCUGGAGCUGACCCACGGCGACUGCGGGUCGGUGCAGCCCCCCGCCGUACCCCAACUGGUGGUGUGCAACCCGCCCUGGGGUGCCCGGCUGCUUGGAGGCAGUGGGGAGGUUGGGGGGCGUGGGGGCCGAGAUGGACGCGGCAGUCGCGACAGGCGAGGCAUGCAGGAGGCGGAGGAGGAGGCGGAGCGGUACAGGGGGGAGCAUGGCGGUGCAGGGGGUGUGGAUGUAGGGCGCCGGUGGCUGGAGCAGCAACAGCAGCGCCAAGGAGGGCACUCGGAGUUGUAUACGUGGAACUCGGCGUCCAGGUCCUUUGAGCUGUUCACUCCCUCUGCCGCCGCCGCUUCCUCUUCCUCUUCUGCUUCUUCGUCUCCAUCUUCCUCCUCUUCUUAUACCGGCACUUCGUCUGACGGGCCUUCUGGGUUUGCUGAGAGGGGUGGAGCGGGUGAUAGGGAGGCAGAGGAAGGAGGCGGCGAGGUGGAGGAGGACGUGGAGGAGGAGCAGGAGGAGCGUGGUGAGGGGGAGGCGGAGGAGGCGGCGUUGGAGGCGGCCUGGCGCAGUCUGGACGGCUUCCUCUAUCGGCAGUGUCCAGGCGCCUCUGCGUUCGUGCUGUCCGGCAACCCAGCGCCCUUCCGCCACCUGCGCCUGAAGCCGCAUGUGAAGCGGCGACUGGUGCUUAGUGGGGUGGAUGUGCGGGUUGCGGGCUAUCGCAUUCGGGACGCUGCUAGCCGAGCUGCUGCUGCUGCUGCCACCGCUGCUGCUGCUACCGCUGACAACACCGACACAGGUCCUUCAGCGGAUACUUCCACCUCUGAUGAGGCUAUCAGCCCCUCCACUGACGGCAGCAGCAGCAGCAGCAACCGCCGUCGCAGCAGCAGCAGCAGUAGCACCGGCAGCAGUGCCAGCAGUACGGAGACAGCAACUGUCGUAUCUGCUCGUUCUGCUCGAAGGGCCGCAGCAGCCUCCAAGGACAGCCUGUCUAGAACCUUCAGCAGUAGCCGCAGCGGUGGCGUCAGCUCUGGUGCAGCGGCUGAGCUAGCUGCAGCAACAGUACGAGCAGAUGCCUAUGCGGUGGAUGAGGGCUAUUGGGAGAGCGACUAGAUUGGGGGGCAUGAGCAAGUGGGGACUGAGCUAGGCACGACUCAAAAACCUGUCUUUCGAACGAGGAGGUGUGCAGGGCCACAAGUGCCGCAGAGAGGGGAGUAAGAGGAGAGCGUCUUGGAGGGAGCCUCCGGAGAAGAGGAGAGCGGGCAAGAGUAGGACAAAGCGCAUCAUGAACGGCUUGUUGGGCGUGUUAGCCGUGUUGUGCCCCGUUUGGUAUUGUGUGGAGGGUCAACGCAAGUUUGCCUCGGGGAGCCACUUGUCAGCGUUUCUGGAUGAGACGUGUGGCGCUUCGGAACGGAACUUGUGGUGUUGCUUCGCUGUGCUGGGACACAGCGAAUGAGUUUUGGAGUUGUGCGUCUGUGUUUUCCCAAGCUCUUGGCGCCUCGCUUGGAGCUCGAGUGGGACUGCAUACCGUGAGCGGCUUGUGAGGCCACCCCGCGUAGACCCCAAAUAUUUACUGCACACUCCCAACGCUGGGCAAUGCAUGCUGAGCAGACCUUGCUUGAACACCCAUGCUGGACACACAUCCGCAGGUGAGCUCCGGAAGAGCUGCGGCCGCACUUGGAGGCAGAUAGCACGUAGCCCCACGGUCCCAGUUAUACCUUUUUGGCGGCACGGUGGUGGCGGCAUAUGACGGCAUAGAGUGGGUGUUGAUGGAGUUAGUUGGAGUGUAUGUUGUUGUUGGUGGCGAGGUGCACGCAUGGUGAUACUCUCGGGGUGUUUGGCAGCUGUGGCAGGCGUGGAAUCCCCAGCCGGACACAUGAUAUACACGUCGCCAAUGAUGGCACCUGGCAGGCAAUGCUUCAGGGUCAUGCUCACGUCCUCCACAUGAGUCCUCGUGUCCUUCCUCAUCACAGCCGGCAACACUUCGGACUUGCACCAAACACUUCACUAAGCAAGAUAGC